This is a messenger RNA of Triticum dicoccoides, 2302 nucleotides long. RefSeq lists its product as uncharacterized. Bases 346 to 2169 code for a protein of 607 amino acids. The transcript is spliced from 9 exons. NCBI's taxonomy places the organism in Eukaryota, Viridiplantae, Streptophyta, Magnoliopsida, Poales, Poaceae. The record is from RefSeq and is a predicted model, not a curated record.
CCAAGGGAAAGGCACCGCCGCGUUGCGGUUACAUGCGUGGCCCCGCGGCCAGCCGACACCAACAACAUCCGUCGCCGAUCGAUAGGCCCCUCCCAACCGAUCCUCACUUCUUCUUACUCUUCUUCUUCCGCGGGCUUCUCCUUCUACCUCCUAACUCUCUCCUCACACGGAUGCACCCCUACGGCAACGAAGCUAGCUUGCUACUUGUUGGCCUUGCCCAGCAGCUUCUGAUCUUCUCCCCGGCUCGCCCCCUCCCUUUGGUCGUCGACGGCUGCUGCGACGGCUGUCCACGUGUUUUAUUCUAUCUGGGCGGCCCGCUGUCCGACGUCGGUGCCGGGGUGACCGAUGGAGUACGUGGCCGUGCGGGCUCCGACUCCGAUGAGCCGCAGGACUCGCCAUGCUUACCAACUCGCCGCCGAUCCUACUGUUCUUCUCCCUCCUCCGUUGCAGAGGACGACAGGCAACGGCGUGCAACAGCACAAUCAGAGACGCAUGGAUCUUGAGCACGAGGUGGCGGAGCUGAAGCAGCAGCUGAGCAACGAGGAGACGGUGCACCACAUCCUGGAGCGCGCCCUGCACCCAAGCACCACCGCCUCCCCCUCCUCCGCACGCUCCGUCCUCCUCAACAUCCCGGCCUUCAUCCCAGCCAAGGCCAAGCAGCUGUUCGCGGAGCUCGUGCUCGUCGAGGAAGAGAUCGCGCGGCUCGAGUCGCAGAUCCACACCAUGAAGAGCGGCCUAAUCACCACCGCGCAGCAGCAACGGGCGUCCAUGGCGACAACCGCCUAUGCCUCCUCCUACUCGCCAAGUGUCUACACCAGCAAUGGCAACAGCAACGGCACGGCGGCACACACGGCAUCGGCUCGUCAGCCGGCUGAUCAGGUGGCGCCGGAGAUCAAGUCCAUGUUCUUCAUCAGCCAGGCCAUGAACGCCGAGUACCUCCAGCGCCAUCUGGCCUCCGACGACAAGCCGGACAGGAGCCCCAGAGACCAGACCAGAGGAUCAGGAGCCGCCGCCGUCAGCCCAAAGUUCAACGAUAACAUCUUUGGCCCCCCGCCAAGGAAUUCCCAUGACAAGAAGCAAUCGGACCGAGAAGCCGAAAAACCUCCGAGGGUCACCCAAGAACCGUCACCGCCGCCGACGACGGCGACGAGGGACGAGCAGAGCAAGGCCCAGCCAAACAAGCUGUCGGAGAGGAUCGUGAAAUGCCUGGCGGUGAUCUUCAUCAGGCUGCUCCGGUCUUCGCGGGCGGCAGAGAUGGAGAAGUCCGGCAACCUCGCCAGGUCCGGGAACCUGCAGGGGAGCUUCAGGAUCGACGCGGCGCUGAACGUGGCGGCGGGCGCCGCCAAGGAGAAGGACAGGGGGCAGCAGGAUCACUACGGCAUCUUCCGGAUACAGGACUCCAUGGUCAGAGACAUCGGGCCCUACAAGAACCUCGUCAGGUUCACCUCCAGCGCCUUCGACCUCAGAGGCUUCUCCAGCUCCCCUCUGCUCACCAAGCUGAGGGAGAUGUUGGAGGCCUUGCAGCAGGUGGAUUUAAGGUUUCUGACACACCGUCAGAAGCUAGCAUUCUGGCUCAACAUAUACAACACAUGCAUCAUGCACGGGAUUCUGCAGCAUGGUUUGCCCUCAAACUCUGAAAAGCUGCUGGCACUGAAGAACAAGGCAACAAUCAAUGUUUCAGGGCAAAAGUUCAAUGCUCUGGUAGUAGAGAAUUUCAUCUUGAGACAGCCAUCCAGUGUGAAAGAAGAAUUCUGGAAAUGCGACGUCGAUGUUGAAGAGCAACAAGUGAGGGGUCUCUACGGAUUGAACAGUUCAGAGCCCAACAUUCUGUUCGGGAUGUGCUGUGGCAUCAGAUCUUCUCCAGCACUCCGGAUAUACAAGGCGGAUCGCUUGAUGGCGGAUCUGGAGAAGGCGAAGCUGGACUACCUGCAGGCGUCGCUGGUGGUGACCUCGACGAGGAGGCUGAUGAUCCCAAGCCUGAUACACUCCAACAUGCACGACUUUGCCAAGGACAUGGAGUCCCUGCUCAGGUGGAUCUGUGACCAGCUCCCCACAUCUUGGUCGCUCAGAAAAUCCAUGGUGGACUGCUUGAGGGGGCAUCUCAAGGUCGAAGACGUCGUGGAGGUGAUCCCAUACGACUAUGAGUUUCAGUAUCUGUUGCCCAAGUGAACAUAUGCGUUAAGUGUAUUACUACACAAAUGGCGUUCAGUACAUAUUUCCAUGUAUAUUGUUGUCUUAGAUGUAAAAAUAGUGGUUUGAUAUUUGCGAUUUUUGGGGGGUCGAAAGCUUUAUUUUUUGGAUA